Molecule: messenger RNA, 2556 nt
Organism: Theileria parva strain Muguga
Lineage: Eukaryota; Apicomplexa; Aconoidasida; Piroplasmida; Theileriidae
Gene: fusA1
Product: translation elongation factor G
Exons: 5
Coding region: 104-2521 (805 amino acids)
Biological process (GO): mitochondrial translational elongation
Cellular component (GO): mitochondrion
Molecular function (GO): GTP binding; translation elongation factor activity; GTPase activity
Source: RefSeq, a predicted model, not a curated record
CAUCACCAUUUUAUUUUUUUCACAGUUUCACAUUUUUCACAUUUUUUUGUAUAUUUGUAAAAUAUUAAAUUGUUAUAAUGUAAUGUAGUAAAUAGUUAAAACGAUGUUAAGAUGUGGAAAUGCUGUGAUUUAUCGCAAUUUUUUGAUUCUACCCAAAAUCUCACAAAUUAACACAAACUUGUUAAAUAUUUCAAAUAUUACAAAUUUUACCUCUUUUUACCAAAUUAACAAUGUAAAAUUACUAAUUAGUGGAAUAAAUUAUGUGAAAUCAUUUUCAACUUCUAGCACUGUGACGAGAGAUUCCAAUGUGUAUAACAUUGAGAGAAUAAGAAACAUUGGCAUUAGUGCGCACAUUGACUCUGGGAAGACUACGUUGACUGAGCGGAUCCUGUUUUACGCUGGGAAAAUCGACUCAAUCCACGAGGUCAGAGGCACUGACGGCGUCGGAGCCAAGAUGGAUUCCAUGGAUUUAGAACGCGAAAAAGGCAUCACCAUACAAUCCGCCGUCACCAACAUCUCAUGGAAUACUGAUAUCUCAUGGAACACUAAUACCCCCUGGAAUACUAAUGUCACUGGUGUACAGAGAUUACAAAACUCUCAUAGUGUUGGAGUAUCCGAUCCUGUGGAUUACAGUAUAAACAUAAUUGACACGCCUGGUCAUGUGGAUUUUACUAUAGAAGUUGAAAGGUCACUGAGGGUGUUGGAUUCUGCAGUGUUGUUGGUAUGUUCAGUCUCCGGUGUCCAGUCCCAGACUGUCACGGUAUUCCGUCAAAUGGACCGCUAUAACAUUCCGCGUAUUAUAUUCCUGAAUAAGCUUGACAGAGAAGGUGCCAGUGUGGAUCGUAGUAUCCAAAUGCUCCAGCGUAAACUCGGAGUUAAUCUUCUGCAACUACAAAUUCCCAUAGGAAUUGGGCCUAAACUUGAGGGGAUCAUCGAUUUAGUUGAGAUGAAAGCGUAUUAUUUCAGGGGCCAAUACGGUGAAAAAUUAGUCUCCCAACCCGUACCUGAAAACAUGCUAAAAGAAGCUGAAAAGUUAAAUUUUGAGCUUUUGGAAAAGAUCGCAGAUCAUGACAACGAAUUUGCACAAAAAUAUUUGGAAUCCAAUUAUAACAGUGGUGACAUUAUCAAUAGUAUACGCAGGCUGACAAUGUCACAUGUGAUGUAUCCGUUGCUAAUGGGCAGUGCAAAGGGUAACAAAGGCGUGCAAUUAUUAUUGAAUUCAAUUUGUUAUUACUUACCCUCGCCUAAAAAUUGCAUCACACAGCUGUACAAAUAUGUAAAUUCCGGUGAAAACAGUUCUGAGUCGGAUGAGAUGAAUAAAAUUGAGUUAAAACCUGAGGAUAAAGGAUUAGUUGGUUACAUUUUUAAAAUUGUCGAUACUUAUCUGGGACAAUUAUCUUACAUACGAAUCUACAAAGGAGUAUUGAGGCGUGGACUAUCGGUGUUAGUGGUGGAAGAGGACAAGCGUGUGACGUUGAAGAAGUUAUACAAAGUCCAUUCCGACGAGGUGUUAGAAGUUUCAGAGGCUAGAGAGGGUGAAAUUGUGGCAAUCUCAGGGCUAAAAUGUCCUUCUGGAGUUACAGUUACUGAUGGCAGACAAGUAACAAUGAAGCCAAUGCAUGUACCGGAACCUGUGGUCUCAAUGGCUUUAAAAAAUGUUAACAGGAGCGACUCUGUUAAACUUGCUAAAGCUCUUAACAGAUUCCAAAAAGAAGACCCAACCUUUAAAAUCAACAUCGAUGAAGAAUCUAAAGAAACUAUUCUCUCAGGUAUGGGUGAAUUACAUUUGAAUAUAUAUUUGGAGCGUAUGAAGCGGGAAUAUGGCUUAACUAUAGAGGUUGGCGAACCUAUAGUAAAUUACAGAGAAACUAUAACUCGCCGGGCCGAGUUUAAUUAUACGCAUAAAAGACAAUCUGGCGGUGUUGGACAAUACGCCAAAGUCAUUGGAUACAUCGAACCAAUCGCCGAUAAUCCCAACCAACAUCUCAACAUACAAUUCAUAAAUCAAUUCAUUGGUAAUGAGAUAAAACCGAAUUACAUAGUGAGUAUUGAGAAUGGGUUUAAGGAGAGUUGUCGGCGUGGUUUAUUAUGUGGCAGGCCAGUGGUUAAUACGAGGUUUGUACUAACUGAUGGCGCGUCACAUGACGUUGAUUCUUCUGAUUUAGCCUUUAAACUUGCCACUUACGGCGCUUUCGAAUUGGCGUAUUCACAGGCUGAAGCUAUAAUUCUUGAGCCUGUGAUGUCAGUGGAAGUCACAGCGCCUCAGGAAUUUCAGUCCCAGACCCUCUCAACACUGACGAAACGAAAGGGAAUCAUUACAAACACAAAUAUCAUUGGCGAAACCGUCACCAUCAAUGCCAACGUACCACUCAAACACAUGUUCGGAUACAUCACAGACCUCAGAUCCGCCACCAAAGGUCAAGGUGAGUAUAGUAUGGAAUUUAAGUAUUAUGAGCAAAUGUCGAAAAAUGACCAGGAAGAAGAAAAUAAAAAAUAUCUCCAAUCAGCUAAAAAAAAUUAAUAUUCCUUUCCAAACACCAUAAUCUGGAAUCUUCC